Molecule: messenger RNA, 1365 nt
Organism: Trichophyton rubrum CBS 118892
Lineage: Eukaryota; Fungi; Ascomycota; Eurotiomycetes; Onygenales; Arthrodermataceae
Exons: 1
Coding region: 1-1365 (454 amino acids)
Source: RefSeq, a predicted model, not a curated record
AUGAAAGAAGACAACGAGGCUUGCCUGCGGAACGACAGCUGCUUUAUCUCCUGGCUAAGGUAUUUGAGGAGCAACAACAUAGAGGAGUCGGCAUGCAAGCUUGCUUCUCAUCACGUUCGCCGUGAAGCAACCAGCGCCGAGGAAUACUUAGCAGGCUCCUUCAACCGCUGUUAUCGAGUCAAGUUCAAGGAUGGACCUGACGUGCUCGUCAGAUUCCCUGCCCUGGGACGGUCGAUGUUUCGACGUGAAAAGAUAGUGGAUGAAAUUACGGUGAUGGAGUAUGUCGAAGGAUAUACGUCCAUCCCCGUCCCUCGCGUCCUCGGGUAUGGCGCAACCGAAGUAGGUCCGUAUAUGAUUCUUGAAUUUGUCGAAGGCAAGCUACUAUCUGGGUAUCUCAAGGCAUCGGAAGACCCCAAGGUGCCAUCGACCUUGAAAUUGGACCUUGACCCUGCCACCUUACGCCGGGCCUAUCGCACCAUGGCGGAAAUCGUACUGCAGCUCUCUACAUGUCGCUUUCCAGAAAUCGGUGGCAUUGUCCGGGAUCGCGCUGGGUACUACGCGGUGCGGAAGCGGGCGCUGACUCUCAACAUGAAUGAAGUGGUGGCGCUUGCAAACUUCCCUCCCAAACGACUAUCGCAGCGCCGCUAUGCGGAUACGACCUCAUACCUGGUGUCUCUCGCAAAUGACCAUCUCCAUCACCUUGAAACACAACGUAACGAUGCGGUGGUGGACGAAGAGGACUGCCGGAGGAAAUACAUCGCCCGCUGUCUAUUCCGUGAAGUUGCUCGCCGCUUCCGCUCUCCGCAUGAUCCCGACUCGUUUCCGCUGUUCUGUGAAGAUCUACGUCCUUCCAACGUGAUUGUUGAUGAGGAACUCCGAGUUCGCGCCGUUAUAGACUGGGAAUUCUGCUAUACUGCGCCGGCCGAAUUUACCUACUGCCCUCCCUGGUGGCUAUUGUUAUGUCGCCCGGAAAACUGGGAAGCCGGCUUCGAUGAUUUCCUAGUUCACUACAUGGCUAGACUAGAGAUAUUUCUAGAAGAGUUAAGGGAGUAUGAAGUUGAGUUUGCUGAGGGUCAUAUACCGCCCGGGUCGUCCCGCCUCUCAGAGCACAUGGCGCAGUCGAUUGAAAAUGGCAAUCUCUGGAUAUUCCUUGCAGCAACGUACAGCUUUGGCUUUGAUGAUAUCUACUGGAAAUUCAUACAUCCAAAGUACUAUGGUGACUUUGGGUCCACCGAGGAUUUGUUGAAACUGCUGAAUGAGGAGGACCGGAAAAAGAUGGAUGACUUUGUCCAAGGAAAGAUGCAACAGAUGAAAGAAGGCGGCCUCGAUUCUCACAGGACAAUAGAAGAGAUCACAGACGAUUGA